AUGCCUUCUUGUCGCGUCGUAAACAAGACGGGCGUGCCCCUCAAUAUCUGCCUCAAGCAGGUCGCAGCCCUCCACUUUGAGAAUACAGUAAAGCCAGAUCAAGAAGUCAAAUUCAAGCCAGGUCGCGUAUGGUUCACUUUCGAAGCUCAAGUAGACGAUCCAUCAAAGGAUACGCGGUAUUCGAUCUUGAAGUCGGCAGCUACUAUCGGGUUGCUAUCGAUCGCGGUGGGUGCUGUGGCUGCCACAGCUGGAGCUGCUCUUCUACCUGCGUCGGCUACUGCUGGAGCUGUCGCCGGCGCGUCUGCUACCGCUAGCUAUUUGAGCCGAGCAGGGUGGGUGGCUAAGACCGCCUUGGUAAAGAAUGCUGGUACUAUCGGGAAGAUCUCUUCGAUAGCGGUUCCGAAAGCUGUGGAGAAGAUAUCUUCUGAGGUCGGCGGACUGACAUCUCUCCAGAAAGAAGUCUUGUCCAUCGUGGCGUCGCCAACUCUCUCCUCGGACGUCCGCAACAAAGCGACUCAUCUCCUCCGGUCGCUCUACGGCGCUUACUCUACCGACAAGACCGCCCCUCCACCCGCCUCCACCACCGCUCUGCCUGUCAACCCAGCUCCUAACUCAGCUUCCACGCGCGAAGCCCAAGCUCUGGACUCUGAGCUCAAUACGACACACGCCGAAUCGCAUAUCGAGAAUGUCCCUGUUUCAUCCGGUACAAUUCUCCGCGUACACGGUAUCUACAUGGACAGACGGCGAUACUUUGAGGUCCGGCUGAACAGCUCGGGCCAUCUCGAGCUUUGGGAUGCGGAGCGCGGGGAGAGGUGGGAUCGAAAGAUGGAGGCGACGAGGGAUAAGGCCGAGAAGGAUAGUUUGAAGCGGGAGGAGAAGCAGGAUAAGGAGAUGAAGAAGGCGGAGAAGGCAGAGCUGGCGGAGAAGGCCGAGAAGGAGCCGUCGAAGAAGGCAGGGUGGGGAUGGCCGUUAGGCGGAAGAGGAAAGAAGGGGGCAGUGGACUCGGAUGGGGAAGAGACGGACGCGGAGGAUGAUGGAGACUCGACGAGCGUUAUGCUGGAUGAGAAGAAGGAGGGGGAGGUGACGAUCUUGGAGAGGAGGCCGACAUUGAAGGAGAGGCUGGACGGGCUGGUACAUCCCACGCAGGACGCGGCUGGGGAGACCACGGAUGCAGGGGUGAGGCACGAUGAGAGGUUGCCCCCUCGGAUGGCGGAGUGA
Molecule: messenger RNA, 1218 nt
Organism: Dioszegia hungarica
Lineage: Eukaryota; Fungi; Basidiomycota; Tremellomycetes; Tremellales; Bulleribasidiaceae
Exons: 6
Coding region: 1-1218 (405 amino acids)
Source: RefSeq, a predicted model, not a curated record